AUGAGCGUCCUGCUGCCCAAUAUGGCGGACUUCGACACGAUCUACGAGCUGGAGGAGGAGGACGAGGAGGAGCAGGAUGAGCCCGAGCCCGUGGUGCGGAGCCAGGAGCUGCCCCGGCCCCGCGACGCGCCCGAUCCCGUAGCGGUACGGGGCGCCGGGCACAUCACCGUGUUUGGCUUGAGCAACAAGUUUGAUACAGAAUUUCCUUCUGUUCUGACAGGGAAGGUGGCCCCUGAGGAAUUCAAGACCAGCAUCAGCCGAGUGAACGCCUGCCUGAGGAAGAACCUCCCUGUCAAUGUGAAGUGGCUGCUCUGUGGCUGCCUGUGCUGCUGCUGCACCCUGGGCUGCAGCCUCUGGCCUGUGGUCUGUCUUAACAAAAGAACUAGAAGAUCAAUUCAGAAGUUAUUAGAAUGGGAAAAUAACAGACUAUAUCAUAAGCUUGGUUUGCACUGGAAGCUGAGUAAAAGGAAAUGUGAAACUAGCAAUAUGAUGGAAUAUGUAAUAUUAAUAGAGUUCUUACCAAAAUACCCCAUAUUUCGACCUGACUGAGGAACAACAUUGGUCUUUCAUGUUACCUGUCAUUUUCUACCCUUAGUGCCUUGUAGAUGAUUUUGGAAAGAAGAUGGUCUACUUUGCUGUGACUUAAAAAUGUUCUUCAGUAGAAAUCUUCCUUGCUGUUACUUUCUUUUGUUAAGAAGAGAACAAUUUGCACAUUUUUUUAUGUUAAACGAGGCUUCUAUGUUGCACUCUGAAUUUUUAACAUUACCAAUAACUGAUAGAGUUGCCACUAGGGAUCUUAACAUCAGUGCUGCUUAAACUUGUUCUGAGCAUGCUGCCUUAUUAAUUUCUCUCUUUGCUGUCCUCCAAUGUGCAUCCUAAAGCUGUGUCAUCCUAUAUUUCAUCCUAAGUGUUGCAAUCCUAGAAACCCUCAGUAGGAAUGUCCAGGUAAACUCCAGUAGUAAUGAUUUUAGUAGAACCUGCUUGCAUAGGACUUGCAAUCAACAGCACUGGUUUUGUCCUGCACUUUGCAAAAUCAUCAUUUACAUUUAGGGGGUUCUUUAGUUUACCCACUAUGGAUUUGUAAAUAUUGACUCUUUGCAUAAUGUAAAGUGUGGUAUGCCAAGGUUUACAGAAUGUAUUAUAGCUCUUAUUCUAUUGCCAACAUCCCCAGCAUCUGUUCCAUGUGCUCGUUCCCCUGGGAUUGUACAGCCCCACCCACACUGGUUUUAUGGGAAAGCCAUAAAGAGUUUGUACAUAUGUCAGAUGUGUAGGGCUCAGUUGCACUUUGUUUAGUAAAUGGAUGAAAAAUGCAUAGCAUUUCUGUCUUUAUUUUGAAAAGUAUUUCAGCUGGUGUUUGCAGCACCUGAAAUACAAAGCUGAAAUCUUCACCUCUGCAGAAGCUGCAUUUGUGGGGUAGAUGGCAGCUGUUGUUAACAAAAUACCCUAAAGUCUCUUUUGAAGUGAGGAAUAUAUGGAUGUUAAGUUCUAUUUUGUUUUGAAGUCAGGAGAAAUUAGCUUCAAAUCGGAGAUCUUCGUUCCAGAAGAGAAAAAUCAGAAACAGCCAAAUCCAAGCUGAAGCAGCACCUUUGUUACUGGGGUGGUUGCACUUCAGCAUUUUCACAGUUUAGUGACAUGAAGUCCCUUCCAGUGGAAAGAGGUUUUAUCUCAGUCAAAGUGGAGAUUCCAAACAUGCCGAGGGGAGCAAGUGCAGCAGUUGAAAGGGCUCCUGAAUAUGUUUGGGCAGUCAGGCACUGUCUGGGGAGCCAGGAGAGCCUUGUGGAAUUCAGUAUUAUUUUGGAUUCUUCCCUGUUUGCCUGAUCUCAGGAAGGGAAGUCACUGUAGAAAAACUUCCUCUAAUGGCUGAUCUAAGCAAGAGCACUUGAUAAAAGAAAGCAAAUGGAAAUUGUUGCAAGUCCCUUGCCUUUCCUAACUAGAAAUAACAAAGCCCAGCAGAUAACUGAGCAUCUGCAAGUUGUGGUGGAUUUCAUUACCAGUGUCCAGGCAUUUCUUUGCAGCAUCUUGACUCCCUGCAACAUCAUCCCAAGUUGCUUUUUAGUUUCAGGGUGACUUGGGGUUUCCUCUGAAUGUAUUUGCAUCUCUCCAGUUUGCAAUAUGCUAUUAAAAUACAGUAUUUGUCAGACCAUUGCAUCCUAAUACCUGUAGUAGGUCAGAUUUCUUGUACACAGUGUUUACAGAAGGCCAGUUUUAUGCAAGUUGUUACUCAAAGGGAAGUUUGUGCUGUUUCCUGUCCCAGACUGAUGGUUCAGUUUGAAAUCUGCACAUUUCAUGCAGAAACUUUGUUUGACUGGUAGAUUGGUGACAACGAAAUGUGUAAUUGCAUUUGUAACAUGAAUAAAAACCUCCUGUGUUGUUUGAAUUAUCAUUAGCUACACCUUGCAACUGAGAUUUCCAUUGCAGAACCAAGCAAAGCGUUGUCUCCAAUUUAUUUCUGUUUUUUGGGGAUGAGUGUUAACUGGAAGCAGAGAAAAUAAUGGCAGAAAAGGCAGAGUAAACCAAAACUGAAAUGGCACACUCAGUUCUUUCUUCGGGUUUUACUGACAAAUGAGUUUCUGGAGUAAUUAACAGAACAAUGGAAAGUUCUGUCAGAACUUUGUUGUGCAAAAUACUCAAGAAAUCUCAGCAGGUUCUGAUUUUCUUCUUCAUGCAACUCUGUUUUCUCCCUGUACUUGCCCAAAGGGGAGAACAGGCACUUCCCAUGGAACCACAGAAUGGGUUGGGUGGAAGGGACCCCAAAGCUCCUCUCAUUCCACCCCUCCUUCCACCAGCCCAGGUUGCUCAGACCUCCAUCCAAACUGGCCUUGAACACUUAAGCACAUGAUAUUAAUUUGUAAAGUUUACAUUUUAAUUACAUAAAUCCUAUACAUUUUAAUUUGUC
Melospiza georgiana is the source of this 2896-nucleotide messenger RNA. Its product is annotated as cysteine-rich hydrophobic domain-containing protein 2-like. The coding region runs from base 1 to 549 and encodes 182 amino acids. Lineage: Eukaryota; Metazoa; Chordata; Aves; Passeriformes; Passerellidae. The record is from RefSeq and is a predicted model, not a curated record. The transcript is spliced from 6 exons.